CGGCGCAGCGGCGGGGGAGGCGGCGCCUGGCCGGUAGGAUGGGCCGGGCCGGGGAGUUUAUCCCGCUGGAAGGGAACAGUGUCCCCGGCUGAGACUUGACAGCACCAGGCAUUACAAUGGUUGACACAGAAAUGCCGUUUUGGCCGAUUAAUUUUGGAAUUAGCCCAGUGGAUCUGUCUGCAAUGGAUGAUCAUACACAUUCCUUUGACAUAAAACCAUUUACCACUGUUGAUUUUUCAAGCAUUUCUUCACCACACUAUGAAGAUAUUCCUCUUGCAAGAACUGAUCAGACCAGCAUUGAUUAUAAAUAUGAUAUCAAGCUCCAGGAUUGCCAAAGUGCAAUCAAAAUGGAGCCUCCUUCCCCACCCUAUUUUUCAGAGAAAGUUCAGUUGUACAAUAAACCUCAUGAGGAGUCUUCCAACUCCCUUAUGGCUAUUGAAUGUCGUGUGUGUGGGGACAAGGCCUCUGGAUUUCAUUAUGGUGUGCAUGCAUGUGAAGGUUGUAAGGGCUUUUUUCGAAGAACCAUCAGAUUAAAGCUAAUUUAUGACAGGUGUGAUCUUAAUUGUCGCAUCCAUAAAAAAAGCAGAAAUAAAUGUCAGUACUGCAGAUUUCAGAAAUGCCUUGCUGUUGGAAUGUCACACAAUGCCAUCAGGUUUGGGCGAAUGCCACAAGCGGAGAAGGAGAAGCUCCUGGCAGAGAUUUCCAGCGACAUCGACCAGCUAAACCCUGAAUCUGCUGAUCUGCGAGCACUUGCCAAGCACUUGUAUGACUCAUACAUAAAGUCCUUCCCUCUGACCAAAGCCAAGGCGAGGGCGAUCUUGACAGGAAAAACGACAGACAAAUCACCAUUUGUUAUUUAUGACAUGAACUCUUUAAUGAUGGGAGAAGAUCAGAUCAAGUGUAAGCAUGUGUCACCGCUGCAGGAGCAGAACAAAGAGGUAGCAAUUCGCAUUUUCCAGCGAUGUCAGUUUCGCUCUGUGGAGGCAGUGCAGGAGAUUACAGAAUUUGCCAAGAACAUUCCAGGUUUUGUGAAUCUUGACCUGAAUGAUCAAGUAACUCUCCUGAAAUACGGUGUCCAUGAGAUCAUAUAUACUCUCCUGGCUUCUCUGAUGAAUAAAGAUGGAGUUCUUAUAUCUGAUGGACAAGGUUUCAUGACACGGGAGUUUCUGAAGAGCCUGAGAAAACCUUUUUGUGACUUUAUGGAGCCCAAGUUUGAGUUCGCUGUGAAGUUCAAUGCACUGGAAUUAGAUGACAGUGACCUGGCAAUAUUUAUAGCUGUCAUUAUACUAAGUGGAGACCGCCCAGGUUUGUUAAAUGUGAAGCCCAUUGAAGAUAUACAAGACAACCUGCUGCAAGCUUUGGAGCUCCAGCUAAAACUGAAUCAUCCAGAGUCAUCACAGCUGUUUGCCAAAUUGCUUCAGAAAAUGACGGACCUCAGACAGAUUGUAACGGAACACGUGCAGCUGUUGCAAAUAAUAAAGAAAACGGAGACAGAUAUGAGUCUUCAUCCACUCCUACAAGAAAUCUAUAAAGACUUGUAUUAAUGAUGAUAGUAGUUCUAAUCCGCUGACAUAAUGUAUGUUCUUCAGAUUGCACUAUUUCUCUGAGGGAAAACUUUGCAUACCUAAGAAAUUACUGUGAAACAGCAUUUAAAAAAGAGAGAGCUUAGUAUAGUAGAUCUAUUUUAUGCAUAUUGUUUAUAAAGACACAUUUACAAUUUACUUUUAAUAUUAAAAAUAUCUAUAUCAUGAAA
Cygnus atratus (black swan) is the source of this 1753-nucleotide messenger RNA. It is a transcript of the gene PPARG, whose product is annotated as peroxisome proliferator activated receptor gamma. Gene Ontology annotation, cellular component: nucleus. Bases 117 to 1544 code for a protein of 475 amino acids. Lineage: Eukaryota; Metazoa; Chordata; Aves; Anseriformes; Anatidae. The transcript has 7 exons. Gene Ontology annotation, molecular function: zinc ion binding; RNA polymerase II cis-regulatory region sequence-specific DNA binding; nuclear receptor activity. Gene Ontology annotation, biological process: positive regulation of transcription by RNA polymerase II; negative regulation of transcription by RNA polymerase II; hormone-mediated signaling pathway. The record is from RefSeq and is a predicted model, not a curated record.